Molecule: messenger RNA, 753 nt
Organism: Triplophysa rosa
Lineage: Eukaryota; Metazoa; Chordata; Actinopteri; Cypriniformes; Nemacheilidae
Product: fucolectin
Source: RefSeq, a predicted model, not a curated record
AUGCAUGGAUCCUGUAAUGCCACUGACGAGCAAAAUCAUCCGUGGUGGAGGUUAGAUUUGUAUAUCGUGACCUCCAUAACAAUCACUAACAGAAAAGACUACUGUCCCGAAAGGCUUGAUGGAGCCGAGAUACACAUCGGCAGUUCCUUAAAACUGAAUGUUUUGCCUGCUGUUAUUCAUAUACAGGGCUGGAAAGAUUACAUCCAUUACUCCCUGACUUUUAAGUGGAAUUAAGGAGUCUCAGGUCGUUACGUCAAUGUGGUCAUACCUGGGGUCAAUCGGGUUCUUACCCUUUGUGAGCUUGAAGUGUAUGGUACCCAGCUCCCAACAGGUGAAAAUGUGGCUUUAAGAGGAGUAGCAACACAGAAUGUCCCGUAUGAGCACAACAUUGCAUCUAAUGCUAUUGAUGGAAACAAAGACAGUAAUUACUUUCAUGGAUCGUGUUCCUGUACUAAAGAAUUCCUCAAUCCUUGGUGGAGACUUGACCUCCCACGAAAUCACAAAGUAUUUUCAGUGGCAAUUACAAACAGGGGCGACGCCUUUUCUGGGGCAGAAAUCAGAAUUGGAAACAGUCUGAAUAACAAUGGCAAUGAUAAUUCCAGAUGUGCUGUGAUCACUUCCAUUGAUCCUGGUUUUACCAGCUCCUUUGAUUGUAAUGGGGAGGAAGGACGUUAAGUCAAUGUUGUUAUCCCUGGACGAAGUGAAUUUCUCACACCGUGUGAGGUUGAAGUGUAUGGAUCACCUCUAGACUGA